Cladophialophora yegresii CBS 114405 is the source of this 1641-nucleotide messenger RNA. RefSeq lists its product as uncharacterized. The coding region runs from base 1 to 1641 and encodes 546 amino acids. NCBI's taxonomy places the organism in Eukaryota, Fungi, Ascomycota, Eurotiomycetes, Chaetothyriales, Herpotrichiellaceae. The transcript has 4 exons. Gene Ontology annotation, molecular function: zinc ion binding; DNA-binding transcription factor activity, RNA polymerase II-specific. The record is from RefSeq and is a predicted model, not a curated record. Gene Ontology annotation, biological process: regulation of DNA-templated transcription.
AUGGGUAACAUUGCCAGGUCGAGUAGAGGUUGCGCCCGCUGUCGCAAACGGAAGAUCAAAUGCGACGAAGGCAGACCGGGCUGCCAAAAAUGUGCCCAGCUACGCCAACCUUGUCCUGGAUAUCCUUUCCAGCUACAGCUCCAGUUUCGAGAGCCUCAAGACGGCCCCUCUGCAGUCCCGGAUACCAAACAGCAAUUACUUGGUCCCCGCUACCCUCCAGCUCGACCCAUCAUCGCAGCGCGAAAGCCCGGCUCAGAAUACCCAGCCAAAGUCAAGACCGAGGACGACGCGAGCGGUAGUGCUUUGCAGAACAUUGCUCCUACUCAACGGCCAAUAUCGCCUUCAUUACGUUAUGACAUCCCACAUCAGUCGAUGUGCUUCUUUCUCAACCUGUUCUGCUUUCAAGCAGGCCGCCUCUACUCCUUUCCCGUCCUUGACUUCUUACCAGACAUGCUUCGGGCUGCAGAAGACGGAUCGUGCGUCAAGAAAGCAGCCAUGGCAGUGUCCCGGAUGACGCUAGCCGACAGGUACAGUGGCAAAGACGUGAGGCUGCAGACCGGUAAAGAAUAUGGUCAAGCCUUGCGCCUAACCAACGCCACGAUUCGUGACACGAAGGCAAGCAUACAAGACGAGACAGUACUUGCUGUUUGGCUUCUUGGGCUUUAUGAGAUGAUUAGCGUUGUUCUCACCCACGGACGGACGAAUGCCGACUCCCCAACACUCGAGGAAGAAUGGCAGGCACAUCUGUUGCAUGUAAGAGGGGCCAUGAACCUAUUGCGCCUUCGAGGAAUGUCACAGUUCACUACGGCGCGUGGAGAGAAAAUCUUCCGCAUCUUCAAAGCUGCCAUUCAAAUGCGACUUUUCAUACUGACUUCGGUCUUCUCCAAAGACUUCGACAACCUUGAGAUUGACAUGUACCAGGAAGAACACGAGUUCGUCCCUUCUCAAACAGCAAACAGGGCAUCUGCGUAUUUUCACCGAGUCGCCCGGUUACUGGAGAAAGUCAAACAGUUCCUAGCUCAAAUGUCUCUGCAACCAGAGAAGACCAGAGCCACGGCAGAAGUAUUCCUAAAGAGCGGGGAGACUUUAGAUGAAGACAUGACAGGCUGGAGCAAAGAUGAGCCUGGCUGGGAUAUGAUGAGAAUCCGUGCUCCGACAGCUGGCACGAUGUGGGCCCUCUAUCCAUCGCACGCGCUCUAUCAUUUCUACAGCUUCUGGGUCUUCUUGUAUUGGCUACGAUUCCUCGCUGCUCGUUACAAACUGUACGAGGGCCUCAUCGAGCUGUUGAAGCUUGAUGUCGCGCAUUCUUCAGCCAAGCCUCGAGCCGUGCCCACCAGCACUGACUUUCGGAUGUCCAAAUAUCGUACCAUUAUUCAGAUGACUGCCUCCGAAUUGAUUGGUCUGACGGCAUAUGCUCUGGGAGACGUGACACCUACUGGCGAUUUCAACUCAUCUAUAUCUGGUCAUCAUCCCCGGCAGGGAUUCCAAGAAAUAAACGUUGUUGCGGCGAUGCAGCUUGUCCUACCACUGAAGAUGUUGCAGCGAUCUGGAUACCUCACAGCCACCCAGAAAGGCGCGGUCGACCUGGCAAUUUCGCAUAUCGGCGAUGGAUUCCGACGGCAGCCGUUGGUGUUCCUUUGA